Molecule: messenger RNA, 1200 nt
Organism: Acyrthosiphon pisum (pea aphid)
Lineage: Eukaryota; Metazoa; Arthropoda; Insecta; Hemiptera; Aphididae
Product: piggyBac transposable element-derived protein 4-like
Exons: 4
Coding region: 1-1200 (399 amino acids)
Source: RefSeq, a predicted model, not a curated record
AUGGCUAAUAAAUUAAAACCUCAAGAGAUUUAUGAACUGCUGGAUGGUUACAAUUCUGAGUUAGAUACGUUAGACGACAGUGAUGAUGAACAAGCCCCAAAUGAAUUACACCAGAUGAACGAAGAAGGACAAUUUCCGAAUGAAGUUUUGGAAACACUACUUGCGGAGUUUAAUGCGACUGAAACAUUUUUUGAAAAUGAAACCAAUGAUGAGCCAAAUGCCGAGGUUGAUUUAAAUCUUAACUAUACACAUCAGGUAUUGAACUAUUUUGAUAAGAUUUUACGAAUGGAUGUUACUGCAAAAAAUGAAAUAAAAUGGGUCUCACAACCUUUCGUCCCUCCAAAACUUUCAAUAGACGAUAUUAUUGAUUUUGAAACUAUGGCAUUAUUUACAAACAUGUAUGCACAUCAAAAUACGUUCUCGUGGAAAAAAAAUACCGAUAAAUAUGAGAUACGAACUUUUAUUGCGUUACAUAUACUGACUGGUUGUUUACGUUUUGCUAGAAUUUCGAUGUCUAAUUUUCACGUUAUAGAUAACAUGAAAAUUCCAACUGGUAAUAAAGAUCGAUUUGUAAAAGUUCGUCCCAUGUUUGAUUGCAUUCUAAAAAGAUGUAGAGAACUAGUAAAAGAGCGUAACCUAUCAAUCGAUGAACAGAUUGUUCCAUUCACUGGCCAUUUAAAUGUGAAACAAUAUUGCAAGGGAAAACCAAAUCCGUGGGGCAUUAAAAUUUUCAUGUUGUGUGGCGCCAGUGGCGUAAUUUAUGAUUUUAUUAUCUAUCAAGGCAGCGAGACCGAAUUUUGUCCUCGAUUUAAAAAUAAAUUUGGUUUAGGCGCUUCAGUUGUUCUACAACUAACAGAACAUAUCGAAGAAAAUAAGCACUUUUUAUUCUUCGAUAAUUAUUUUGCUAGUUAUAAUUUGUUCGAAGUAUUGUUGCAACGGAAAAUAUUUGCAGCAUCAACCAUACGAGUGGAUAGAUUUUCAAAGCCCCCGUUUUUGAACGAUAAAGUGCUUGCUUCCAUAGGGAAAGGGGCAACACAUGAAAUUCGCAAUGACGAAAAUACUAUCGCACUGUUAAAAUGGUAUGACAGUAAAUCGGUUCACAUUGCAUCAAAUUUUAUUGCAUCUGGAAAUGUAGACAAUGUCGAACACGGUGGGAUAAAAAAUCAAAAAAAUAUGAUACAGUUGAACGUCCAGAAGUAA